GUGAUAAGCAGCAAGCAGCUUCUGGGUUUUGCUUUCAAGCGGACUCCUGCUGAAUCGGUGUGAGCGAGUGUGUAUAUGUGCGUGCUUUGCGUCGUCCACUCUCUCUCCUGCCACAGUGGCAACACAUAGCCGCGGCGUCGGCCCCCGAACAAAAGGCUAAACGCAGCAGAGCCGCGGGAGGGGAAACUCAGGGACAGAAGCUGACUGAGUGGCCCAGCGUGACUGCACUUCUCAGGGAGGAAUUCAACCUGCCAUUUAGUCGUCCCGGCCCCGGAGUGGAGACAGGACCGUGCAUUAGACGGGUCCUCUCUGCCUGCCCUUCUCUCUGUGAGAGCUGAGAAGCACACCCUGUUCUGACAGUUGUCUCUCACACAUUUGUCUACCAUUUGCACACCUCAGACUCAGCCACCCUCUACUGAAAUUCCUGCACCUGCCGGGCCGUCUCUCCUCUUCAUCCACUUGCCGUCCAAGAUGUCAGAUGAUGACUGCCGGUCGCCUAUCGGCCUGGACUGCUGCAGCUGCUGCCUGGACCUGGCCAACGGCUCCGACGAUUCCCUGUCCAGCAGUCCGGCUCAGGGCCUCGCUCCUCCGGGGGGCAUGCCAGGAAGCCCCACCAGCCCGAGUGUAAAUCACUUCCGACAGCUCCGCAACCAGCUGAUGUACCAGAACCUGAACACGGACAAGCUGAACAACAUCAUGAGGCAGGACUCCCUGGAGUCGGUGGUGAGGGACCCCUGCUUCCUGCUCAAUGAAGGCAUCUGCAGCAACAACAUUGACCAGACCAUGCUGUCCAUACUGCUCUUCUUUCACAGUGCCUCUGGUGCUAGCGUUGUGGCCAUUGACAACAAGAUCGAGCAGGCAAUGGAUCUCGUCAAGAACCACCUGAUGUAUGCGGUGCGCGAGGAGGUGGAGAUCCUCAAGGAGCAGAUCAAGGAGCUGGCGGAGAAGAACAACCAGCUGGAGAGAGAGAACUACCUGCUGAAGAACCUGGCCAGCCCGGAGCAGCUGGAGAAGUUCCAGUCCCGCAUCCCGACGGAUGUGCUUUUACCCCUGGACAAUCAGAGCGCCCAGAUGACGCAAGACCACCAGCAGCAGCAGCAGCAGAGCUGCAACCUCAACACAGGCUCUGCUGUAUAAGUGGCUCUGCCUUGGGGCGGGCAGAGCCACUGUCUUCUUCCAUUAAUGGACCUCGAUUUGAACGUCAGCGUUACUAAAUCGCCGCCACCAAGGAACCUUCCGAACAGUGAAGGUGAUGCUUCGGGGCUGUAAAUGAUCGAUGGGACACAAAUGAACUGUUGACUGUGAUAAGCAUGAAAACAGAACUUUUAGACGCUCUGACUGGUGCCAUGUCAGGCCCGUCCUCUGAUACCGUCCAACUCUUUGUUGUAGUCUCUCUUUGUAGACAGAAGUUUUAAGAAUAGAGAGAGGGCUGACUAGGCACAGAUGAGUGCUUGCUUUCAGACAGAGGGGGGCUUUCCCUGCCUAGCCGAAACCCUCCCGACAAAACACCCUUUGCUCUAGAGAGGAGGGGUGGGGAGGCGUUGAUUGGGCUGGCCCCGCCGGUGCUAACUUGGGAAGUGAGGGGCGCUCGCUCCCUCACGAGCCAGAGGAGACCCAUCUGAGACGAUCCCCCGAGUCUCAACGAGAACAGCCCCAUCAUGUGGAUUUGUCCCAUCUCACGAUACAUGUUUCAAGGACUUCCAGCCACACAUUUCAGCCUCCGUAACCAGGACUGUACCUGUACCUACAAUGUAUUGCUCAUGUGUUCAUGUACAUUUAAGCAUAACAAGAAUAAUCAAAAGGAGAAGCUAAGGCAAGAGAGGUGGAGGUUAACUCAGUAUAGCCUUUUAGAGCUGGUGAACCGCUGCAGUAGACUGAUCACUAUGCCAUGAUGAUUCGUAAAUGUAAUCUUGUCUGCAGUUGGGGCUUGCUGCUUGUGGGGGUAACUAAUCCUGCUAUAUCAUCCAUUUUUGUUUGUGAUUCUGAACAAAAAUCAGCUGUUUGUAACAUAGGAGCUUUGUACAUAGAUUUCUUUUUUUUUAUACGCAGCAAUCUAAUGGGGCUUACGUACCCGCGUUGUUUGCCUAACUUUUCACAGGAUAACUACAUAUGUACAUAAAUUUGCAAUAUCCUAAGGUAAACAUAGUGGAGACGGUUAGCGAGCAGACACCUGCAUUUCUCGCUGCAGAUGCACUCCUGAUUUUUUUUUUUUUUUUUUUUUAGCAGCAGCGCCGUCCAGUAUCUGGUCUGUUUUCUUGCUCAGACGCCCCCUCCCCCCCACACUUGAAAACGACGGCACGACAACAGUGCCCGCAAGUUAGACAGGAACACGUCCAAGCUCAAAUGUUGCUGUUGUUUUCUCUUCGCUACCAAAGACUUUCUACUGAGCAAACCAGGACCAUGUGUAAGAAAAAUGAUAAAAAACAAUUUCACAGGGAGAAAUCGUGUUUGUAGCUAUUGCUGAAGUUUCUAUGUGUUUUGUAAAGAUAACGGUGUUGUUGCUGUAAAGUAUCCCUGAAACAGUUGUUUGGAUACGACUGCACAUUCGCAAUAAACCUUAUGUUUACACAUUA
Mugil cephalus (flathead mullet) is the source of this 2573-nucleotide messenger RNA. RefSeq names its product TSC22 domain family, member 3 (gene tsc22d3). The coding region runs from base 472 to 1137 and encodes 221 amino acids. Gene Ontology annotation, biological process: regulation of transcription by RNA polymerase II. NCBI's taxonomy places the organism in Eukaryota, Metazoa, Chordata, Actinopteri, Mugiliformes, Mugilidae. The transcript is spliced from 3 exons. The record is from RefSeq and is a predicted model, not a curated record.